GUCAAUGUCAUAGUCAAAAAUGGUAGAGAAGCGCUAGUAAUUCUGAGUCCUGAUUAAUGAUUAUAAUCGUAGGGAAAUAAUCAUAAUUUUGUAUUUUCAUGUGCCGUAGAAAUUCUAUAUUAUUAAAGAGAAAAUGUUUGCUAUGCCUUUGAUAUAUGUCCUUUUACUACUACUAACUGAUAGUGUAUUUUCAAAGAGUGUUGAACUUACUUUCGAAUUACCAGAUAGCGCUGAAGAAUGUUUUUACCAAGACAUAGAAAAGGAUAUCUCUGCUUCCUUGGAAUACCAGGUUAUAACUGGUGGCCAAUAUGAUGUUGAUGUCAAAAUAGAAGGUCCUAAUAAGCAAAUAAUUUAUCAACAACAAAAGAUGCAAUAUGAUUCUCAUCAAUUUACAGCCCAAUAUACAGGUGUAUAUAAGGUGUGUUUCAGUAAUGAGUUCAGUACAUUUUCCCAUAAACUUGUAUAUAUGGAACUUAAUGUUGGACCUGAAACACCUCUGCCAGGAGUUGGUGACCAUGCUACUGUCCUUACACAGCUUGAGACAUCAGCGGAAGAAAUCCAUUCAGCUCUAAAUAGAAUUAUUGAUCAUCAAACUCACCAUCGAUUAAGGGAAGCUCAGGGUCGUAAAAGAGCAGAGGACUUAAAUGAAAGAGUAUUUUGGUGGUCUAUUGGAGAAACACUUGCUAUUUUCUGUGUAACAUUUGCACAAGUUAUGAUCUUAAAGAACUUCUUCAGUGAUCGACCAUCACUAUAUAAAUAAUUAUUAGUUUAAUAGGAUAUUUAAUAUAUUUCAUGUGGUAAUGUG
Pieris rapae (cabbage white) is the source of this 805-nucleotide messenger RNA. RefSeq names its product transmembrane emp24 domain-containing protein 3 (gene p24-1). NCBI's taxonomy places the organism in Eukaryota, Metazoa, Arthropoda, Insecta, Lepidoptera, Pieridae. The transcript is spliced from 4 exons. Gene Ontology annotation, biological process: endoplasmic reticulum to Golgi vesicle-mediated transport; intracellular protein transport; Golgi organization. Bases 134 to 760 code for a protein of 208 amino acids. The record is from RefSeq and is a predicted model, not a curated record. Gene Ontology annotation, cellular component: Golgi apparatus; endoplasmic reticulum-Golgi intermediate compartment; endoplasmic reticulum.